Molecule: messenger RNA, 1167 nt
Organism: Phaedon cochleariae (mustard beetle)
Lineage: Eukaryota; Metazoa; Arthropoda; Insecta; Coleoptera; Chrysomelidae
Source: the annotation of a GenBank genome assembly
AAUUCUAUAAUAUAUUCAUAAACAUAAUUAAUAACAUCAGAACAUGCCUCUCCUUGAAAUAAUUGAUGCUGAGAAUAAUAUGGAGUUUGAAGUAGAGGUAACAAAAGAAGAAGCAGCAUUGGCAGAAAGAGGUAAAAGUAUUAGCACAUAUUACCAAAAAUGUUCUUUGUUAGCUUUCUGAUUUAUAAUCAUACAUAAUAAUGAUUGUAGAUAUAGAGUUCGCAACAAAAUUGUUGCAAGAUGCACAACAACCCUCAAUACUGUGCUCAGAGGGAAGUACAAGAGAUAUUUGAUGUUGAUGACCAGCAACCCACACCUUCAUCAAUUCCUGGUGUUUUUAUGUGGACGGUGCCAACAACCAAAUAUUUCAUAUCCCUAUAUGAAAAAUAUGAAGGAGGCCUGAGUUCUGGCAGAAUCACAUAUAAAAUGGUAUGGGAUAAAAUCUCAAAAGAAAUGAGAGUUGCUGGCUUUCCAGUUUCAAGUAAGCAAUGCAGCUCAAAGCUCACAUCACUCAAGAGAAUGUAUAAAGCUAUUAAAGAACACAACAGUAAGUCAGGCAAUUACAGACGAAAGUGGUUAUAUUAUGAGCUAUGUGAUGAAAUUUUCUCAAAUAAACCCUGGAUGGAGCUUCUGUCCACCAUAUCAUCUGAAAAUGAGAAUGUUACAACUUCUGCUGCAAUAGGAGCACUAGAGGCUGGAAAUACUGAAAAUUCUAGAAGUUCAAAACCAUCACUGAGUUCCAAUACAAAAAAAAUAAAUUUGAAAAAUUCCUGGAAUUCAAAGAAAGAGAAGCAAAUAGAAAAGAAAAUCAACAUAAGGAAAAAAUGGCCCGCCUAGAUAAGAUGAAUGGACUCUUGGAACAAAUUUUGUUUUCAAGAAAUAAGUGAUUAUUGGGUUUGCUGUAGAGCUCCAAUUUUGAGUUUUGUGUUCUUCAAUGUUGAAAGCAUUACCAUAUGUAUAGGUUGUAGCAUUUAUGUUCUUAUACAGGGUGUUAUUCAAGUAUGUUGUCAAACUUCAAGGGGUGAUUUUUUGGGUAAUUCUCAGAUGGAAAGUUCAUCUACAACGUCAUAGGUCUGGAAAUAUAUAGUUUUCGAACUUACUGAAUAAGCCUUUUACUACUACAAAUAACACUGUCAAACUUAAACAAAAUUGGGUUUUUAUAACAUA